AUGGAGCCAAAUAUCUCUAUGGAAGAGGAGAGAAAUCACUCCUCAGUGGUCAUGUUUGUUCUUCUGGGACUCACAGAUGACAAAAAGCUGCAGCUUGUUCUCUUUCCCGUUUUCCUAGGGAUCUACCUGGUGACGCUGUUCUGGAACCUGAGUCUGAUCAUCCUAAUCAGGAUGGACUCCCACCUGCACACACCCAUGUACUUUUUCCUCAGUUGUCUUUCAUCGAUAGACAUCUGCUUUACUGCUUCCAUCAGCCCCAGGAUGCUUUCAGAUUUCCUCAAAGAAGAAAAAACAAUUUCUUUCAUUGCCUGUGCUACCCAGUACUUUGCUGUUUCUUGGAUGGGUCAGGCUGAGUACUGCCUCCUAGCUGCCAUGGCCUAUGACAGAUACGUGGCCAUUGGUAACCCUCUGCACUACUCAACGAUCAUGGCCCCUGGGCUCUGUCAGAAGAUGGUGGCUGGAGCCCUUGGCAGUGGUUUGCUUUGCAGUAUCCUUGAAACGAUUCCUUGUUUUAAUAUGUAUUUCUGUGGGCCAUAUGUCAUCCAACAUUUCUUUUGCAACAUAUCUGAGAUUAUUCUCUUGUCUUGCUCCAGUCGCUUCAUCACCCAAACAAUUCUUUUCCUUGCUGCUGUGAUUGUUGGGUUUGGCUCUAUGCUCUUUAUCCUGCUCUCCUAUGUUUUUAUUGUAGCUUCCAUCCUGAAAAUAUCCUCGGUCAAAGGCAGUCUCAAAGCCUUCAAUACCUGUGCCUCCCACCUGGCAGUUGUGACCCUCUUCUAUGGCACAGCCCUGGCUGUGUACAUGCAUCCAAGCUCUGCCCAAUCUGAGAAGCAGGAUAAGGUGCUCUCAGUUUUCUAUCUUAUCAUUACUCCCAUGUUAAACCCUCUCAUCUAUAGUCUAAGAAACAGGGAGAUCAAAGAAGCACUACAGAGGAUAAUAAAGAAGGCUGCUCAUUUUCCUUAG
Messenger RNA from Sorex fumeus (smoky shrew), 960 nucleotides. RefSeq names its product olfactory receptor 5A1-like. Gene Ontology annotation, molecular function: olfactory receptor activity; G protein-coupled receptor activity; odorant binding. Gene Ontology annotation, biological process: sensory perception of smell; G protein-coupled receptor signaling pathway. The coding region runs from base 1 to 960 and encodes 319 amino acids. Gene Ontology annotation, cellular component: membrane. The record is from RefSeq and is a predicted model, not a curated record. Lineage: Eukaryota; Metazoa; Chordata; Mammalia; Eulipotyphla; Soricidae. The transcript has a single exon.